UAUAUGCCACGCAAGACCGGACCCACCUGCAGAACUGCCCCUAGAAUGGAACAUAGAACUUCCAAAGAAGAAACCAAGUCUUUCUGGAUUGCCCCAGUUUUCAUUAUGUCCUGCCCCAAAGAAUUCACGUGAACACGAUGAGUGGGGGAGAUUUUUGAAUUUUCUGCACAUGAAUGACAAGGUUGCUACUUCGGUGGUUGAACGGUACAAGUUCUACAUACUGCCUCCUGUUGAAGCCUCAACAUCUAGCCCAGUCAGAGUUGCAUAUCAGAUGGGCAAUUCGAGGGAUAAUGAAUCAGGAGGUCCUCAUCCGGCUGAGGAGCAUGGUGGAUCUGACGCUAUAAAGGGAGGAGGUCCAGCAAGUGAUGCAGAUUUAUGCUUCCCCUCCCCUGGCCCUAAGAUUUCUCAAGCUGAAGAUUGUGCUUGUCAUUCUACGGCUGAACAGUUUAGCAGAUCUCGAAAUAUUGUGAAGCAGGAAAGAAUCUCUCAGAAAAAUUACAUACGUGUGGACCCAAGUUACCUGAAAACUCUUGUUCAAGUUCAUUCUGGGUGGAUUUUCGGUGGAAUAGCUGAACUUGUUGAUAAUUCAAGAGACACCAAGGCAGCUAAGAUGGACAUUUUUAUAGAUACGAUAAAGUUGAAGAAAUCUGGUAACGAUGAACCUAUGCUUUCAGUUAUUGAUGAUGGCCAAGGUAUGGAAUACAAAGACAUUUUGAAAAUGGUUUCCUUUGGGCACAAGCAAAGUAAUAGUGAUGAUCCAGAUCGCAUUGGAAGAUUUGGUGUUGGAUUCAAGACUGGAGCAAUGAGGCUUGGCAAUGAUGCUCUUGUUUUAACCCAGACUGCUAAUUCCAGAUGUAUAGCUUUCCUUUCACAGUCUUUGAAUGAAGGGAAAGAGAAUGUUGAGAUCUCCGUAGUUUGCUAUCGCCGACGAGGACAGUGCAUGGAAGUGGAUACAAAUGUUCGGUCUGAAGCUGAGGCAAAAUGCAAUUUGAAAGCCAUAAAGGAAUUUUCACCAUUUAAUAAGUAUCUUAUUGGUGAAAAGUUAGCAUUGUUUUCCGGUGGCACAGGAACACAAAUCUACAUACGGAAUCUUGAUAAAUGGGGAUCAAAUUAUUGUCUGCAAUGGUAUGAUGGAUUAAAAGGUAGCAGCUCUUUCCACGAUCGUGACAUUUUCAUCCGAUCUAGAAGGAUCCGUUCUCGCCCUGGCCAAGUCAGUGUUAAGGUUCAAUUGGAUUAUUCACUUCGAUCUUAUCUGGAAGUUAUCUUCUUAGUUCCUCGGAUGAAAAUAAGUGUUCAACAUUCACUGGUUAGAAGUCGUCCUCUGGGAAAUUUUCUUACUAAAACUGUCAUUGAAACCGGUUUUGUCCUGGGAAAGCAUGUGCACUUGAUCCUGGGAUUCAGUCAAUUAGAAUGGGAGCAGGCAAACUGCGGAAUAUUUUUGUAUUGGCGUGGUCGCUUGAUUGAAGCUUACAAGAGAGUUGGUGGCAUGAUUCGUAAUGCAGACGUGGGCCGUGGUGUAAUUGGUGUCAUAGACGUGACUGAUUUAAUGAAUGAUGGCGAUGGUCGUAUCUGGGUGCAUAAUAACAAGCAGGGAUUCCAGGACUGUGAAUCAUAUGCACUUCUAGAGCUGUGGCUUGGUAGAAAAGUAGAUGAAUACUUGGACAACAAUUUUGAUUCACUUAAGUUGGACAAUGAAAAUUGUGUCUACAAACCAGAUUGCGAAUGGGUACAGUGUGACAAGUGCAGAAAAUGGAGAAUUUUGCCUCUUGACUUUGACGUCACAUUGUUGCCUGCACAAUGGUUCUGUUACAUGGAGCCCUUCAAAGGACUGUGUUCAGCUGCGGAACAAAAAAUGGAGCCUAGCGUUGUCAAUGUUUCGACAAAGCGGUGUGGAUAUGAUACUGACAAGGGUACAGAUGAAAGGGGGGUGGCGUGUGGAGAUCUGAAACCGCGUGCUUUAAAAAGAUUGAGGUAGGGACGUCCUGAGUCUAAGGCUAAGUAAAAUCUUUAGAAGAAAGAAAAGGAGUACAUGGAAGGAAGUAAGUGGGACCACUCUCGAUAAGCACUACAUCUGGGCAAAGAGUACUUGGGUAGCAAAAUCCAAGAAUAUUGAAUUUAUAAAAUGAGACUUAUUUAUUUUUAUUUUUUUGCUUUUUUUAAUGGAAUAUCAUUUUAUUAGCGUAUAAUAUUGAUGACAUUU
Messenger RNA from Prosopis cineraria, 2200 nucleotides. RefSeq lists its product as uncharacterized. Gene Ontology annotation, cellular component: nucleus. Lineage: Eukaryota; Viridiplantae; Streptophyta; Magnoliopsida; Fabales; Fabaceae. Gene Ontology annotation, molecular function: ATP hydrolysis activity; zinc ion binding. The transcript has 15 exons. The record is from RefSeq and is a predicted model, not a curated record. The coding region runs from base 170 to 1975 and encodes 601 amino acids.